UAUUUAUUUAUUUUUAUUUGUGGGGUAGUUAUGGCCGUUGAUUCUCGAAACUGAGAGCUCCGAAAUGGCCAAACUUUUUGGUUCGGAUGUCAAAUCAACCAGUUCCGAGAGUGGAAUCGAGCUUGAGCAUCUUCCCUUGACGCUUCGGCGGAAAUUGUUACAGGUGGAUAAACGGAGUUCCGGUUCGGGUGAUCCGAAACCCGGCGUUGUUGAGAAUGGAAGUGAAAGAAAGUCUAUGUCAAUUGUCGAUGUCGUCGUAAAAGAAGAGGAUGGACACUGUAUUUCAUCGCAGGGUGUUCUCUCUUUCCUUUCAGCUUGCUCUGCCAGACACGGAGAUCAACGCUUGUCGAAGGGACAAAAUGAUGAUUGUAAAGAUCCCAAGGGAGUUACUUCUGAAGAUCCAUGCUGUAGAAUUCCAGUAGGCUCUCCAAUUGAUCAGUGUUUACAAAGUGCCACUUGCCAAAAAUGUAAGGAUAUGCCUGGAGAUUGUAACUGCCAAGGCACUCAAGUAAAAGGACUUGUUUGUUCUGAGCAGAUAAUAUGUAGUGGAGUUAACACUGAUGUUGCUGGACAAGAGAAACUCGAUGUGAAUGUUUGCACUUUGCACGAAGGUCAGACACUGCCAGUGGUUCCUGCCAAAGUUAAGGUUGAGUAUUUUGACAACUUGAUGAAUUCAUCGAGUAAUGGUAUAAAUGGCUUUGCUGGUGCUGGUGUGUCAGCAGUUACAGUGAAAAAUGAGAUCCCCAGUGACUUUGCUGAUGAUGAUCUUGAUCACAUUGUACUGAAACAGCGGCGAAAGAUGCUGCUAUCAAGGAAACUGUUGGAGUUGGCAAAACCGGUUGAAAAGGGUAGUUCUGGAGGGUUGUCAGAAAUUCUUAUGCAACAGUGUGCUGAGAAAGGAAAUGAAGCGGCACAUCUUGUUGAUGGAGAAUCGGUGUCUGGAAAUCAGCUUUGUGUUGAUCCUGAAAGAAUUGCUUCUGUUUUCUGCAGAACUUCAGUAGCUGCUUCAUCAGAAGAUAUUAUUGCAGAAUCUUCCGUAACUAAUCAAUGUUCACAUGAAUUAACUCAAUCAGGUGAUGGUAUCAAAAUUCAUGCAAGCAACAGAAACCAUGUAUCUGAGAGAAUGGCUGUGGAGCCAAAUUCAUGCGAGGGACAGGAUUAUGUUCCUGCAAACACAAGUAGUGUGCAUACUUCAACUUUAUCAACAUUGUUCAAGGUCAAGGUUGAACCUAAGGACGACAAUAAUUUCCACAACCUUGACAGGAAUGCCAUCCGUAGCUUUUCCUUUAGCAAACUGCAAUUGAAGAGUGAAUUCGAAGUCUCUGAUCCACUAGAUGGAGAUGAGUUAGACCAUAUGCGACUGCGAGAUCGGAUGAAGAUGCCUACAAUGUUAGAGGAUUCUGAACUAAAGAUAGCUAGGAACAUUGGAUGCUUGAAAAAAAGUGUGCCGUCUGAACUUGGGUGCAGCCCUAUUGCUUUGGAGUCUGCUGAAACAAUACGUGUCAACCGUCCACGGAAGAGGAGAAAGACAGCCACAGAUUCGGUUGAAACAGCCCUGGAGGAAGAUGCUCCUGGACUCCUGAAGGUAUUGAUUGACAAAGGGGUGUCAGUUGAUGAAAUUAAGCUUUAUGGGGAGAUGGAGAGUGAUGAAGCGCUCGAUGAGUCUUUUAGUGAAGAAAGCUUUGCAGAGCUUGAAGAUUUGAUAUCAAAGAAGGUUCCAGGGGCUAACUCCAUCAAAGAUUUCCGGCUUAUUAGUUUGGUGGGAGGCAUCUACAAGAUUAUUGCUAAAGUUCUAGCAAACAAAUUGAAGUCAGUCUUGGAGAAGAUUUUCUCUCAGCGCGAAUCCUUUCUAAAGUUUCCUUCCGCACGAUGCACAAAGGGUUCAAGAGUUAAUUAUUGCUUCGCUUGUCUAUUUUCACUUGUGGAACAGACGCGGUAUCUACAAUUUCGAAAAUGGCCAGUUGAAUGGGGAUGGUGCCGAGACCUCCAAUCAUUUAUAUUUGUGUUCAAGAGACAUAACAGGAUAGUGUUGGAACGUCCUGAAUAUGGCUAUGCAACAUACUUUUUUGAGAUAGAGGGUUCAAUACCAAUUGAUUGGCAAAUCAAGCGUUUGGUGGCUGUGAUGAAGCUUAGUAGCUGUGGCAGGGUUUUGCUAAUUGAGAACAAAGCAUUAGUGGUGGGAGAAGACUUGAGUAAAGGAGAGGCUCAGGUGUUGAUGGAAUAUGGUUGGGUACCAAAUAGCGGCUUGGGAACAAUGCUUAAUUAUUGUGAGAGAGUUGUGCAUGAUAGGAAGAAUGAGAAGGACAGCUCAGAGUGGAGAUCAAAGAUAGCAAAGUUGCUGAUGGAUGGUUACAACGGUGGAAUUAUUGUUGCAACCAACGUAAUGAAGGUUGAAGAAUGCAUGGGUUCUCAAAACCCAGAAAUAAAGCUGGAGCUUUAACUAGAGAUCGAGAUUAGCUUUAUUUUGAAACGUGUAAAUGCUUAAAUAGAGGAAACAAUAAUUAUUGUGUUUGUUGGACAAUAGAUGACAGUUAGAAACUGAUACAAAGGUUGUUAUUCACUAAUUUAAUCUUGUCAUUUCUUUUU
Molecule: messenger RNA, 2586 nt
Organism: Alnus glutinosa
Lineage: Eukaryota; Viridiplantae; Streptophyta; Magnoliopsida; Fagales; Betulaceae
Exons: 12
Coding region: 65-2440 (791 amino acids)
Source: RefSeq, a predicted model, not a curated record